Molecule: messenger RNA, 2479 nt
Organism: Eruca vesicaria subsp. sativa (arugula)
Lineage: Eukaryota; Viridiplantae; Streptophyta; Magnoliopsida; Brassicales; Brassicaceae
Source: the annotation of a GenBank genome assembly
UUGUUCUGUUUCUAUUUUCUCUGUUUCUACGAGAAAAUUCAGUGUAUACACUAACCCAAAACGAUUUUCUUCUCAUUUUUACUUCCUCUUGUAGAGAUAGAGAAACAGAGAGCUGUUCUGUAAAACCCUUUCGAUUUAGAAAAGACUCGGAUGAGUUUAUGAUUAGUAAACAUAUGGAGAUAUCGUCUUCGUCCCAAAGGUUUGGUUGUAUCCUUAGAGAUCGUAAUCAAAACAGCUUCGCAUACAAGAAGAAUCUGAAGGCUCCGGUGAAAGACCAUCAUCACGAGCUCUAUAAAUCUUCAGUCUCCAACGAGAAUUCCGAGAAUUUAGUCGAUUCUUGGAUCGAGACUCUCAAUAAAAAGAAGGGUAACCAGAAUAGUAUUGUUGGGUUAACGGGUAAAGCAAGCGUUAGAAAACCGCGUGUUAUUGCAUCUCCCAUAGAGAAAUGUGAUGAAUCGAAGAGAAACGUAGCCUCUUCUCUGGUACAGAUAUGGGAGGCGAGGCUAAACCCAUCCAGCGGCGGAAACUCGCCCAGCCACAACCAAACCACGGUCCCCAGUAGCCGGAGCGAUUCAGGAGUCAGUGUUCAAGAUACCCGUUUUUCAGAAUCUCCGCCUGAUGAAUCCGAAGGUGAGAAUGGUGACGUGGAGACCGAGUCUCGGUCACACGGUUCGGUUUCUGAUUCAGGUCGAGUUGCUGACUUAAUUCGGAAGCUUAGCAACGAAGAGAAGGUAAUCACCGGUGGACUCUCGUUUAUCAGAACCCCGAGACCUUACAUUUCGUCAAGCAGUUUUCCGAUGGUUGUUAGUUGCUCGCCAAGACUCCGAGGACGCCAAGCAUUUACCGAUCUGCUUAUGCGAAUGGAACAGGAUCGCCACCGCGAAUUGGAUUGGCUUCUUGAACGCAACGCUGUUUCUAGGUUUUCUCAACGUGGCCGCCUCCAGAUUCAGUCAAUGCUAAGGCUUAGAAACCUCAACCGCUGUCUAGCGAUUCAAAAUCAAUACUGUUCUAACGCAAAAACGACCAGAUCAAAAUCAGGCUCGACAGUUCAACAUUUAAGGGAGAAAUUUCGUACUAACGCAGCAGAUGAGAGGAAGGAUAAUCAUUCUCUCUCUGCUAAGACGAGUAAAGAAACAGAGAGGAAAAGCUUGAAGAAAGGCGGUAUUGCCAUGGAAGCGUCUUUGGAAGAACAGUUGAUCAUCGCCAACCACAACAAAGAGGAGCAUGCAGCGGCAUGUAAGGAAGACGAAACUGUUGAAUCAGACAUGAGUUGCCAUCAGCUGCAAGAAACAAUAGGUCAAGAAACUUGUAAUGACAACAAGUUCGAAGAUAAAGAAAUAAUAACUGUUGAGAGCGAAACUCCAGAAUCAGUCAAGAACAAAAUGGGAAAUUGUGUGCAAGAAAUUCUAGAGACGCAAAGUGUGGUACAUGAGAGUAACGAGAUGGACCAGUGCCUUGAGCAACAAGAAACAUCAUACAUGAAUGGAUGGGAAGAGUAUGAAGAGGAGGAGUACUAUAACGGAGAAGCGAACAACGACUGGCUUAGCGAAAUAUCUAGGCCGAGAAGUUACUGGGAGGAACUGAGGAAGUCGCGGUACCUGGAAGUAAUGAACACUCGGUCUGAGAAAGAAGACAUACGUAGACUCCUUGAGCGAAGAACGGUCACAGACUUUCUCCAGAGCGGAUUACGAGAGCAGAUCGAGAGGCUCAUGAUGUCCCGUGUGCAGACACACUCUAAUAAGCACUGGGAAUUGCAACAAGAAGAAGAGUCGGAACAGAACAAUGAAGUCAUGGGUGAAGUUGAAGAAGAAGAAGAAGAAGAAGAAGAGCCAUUAACGGAAAGCGAAGAGCAGGACGAUAGAGAUGACUCGAGUCUAUCGUCGUCUUCUCAUAUUUUUGCAUCGUCUCCUGCAGGAUCAUGGAGCUCUCAAGACACUGAAGAAGUAACUUCCUCUCCUGUCUUGUCUGUUCACAACCCUCGCUCACCCGAAAUGGAGCUGAUAAGCGACAUGAGAGCACAGAUCCAACAGCUUCACCAAGAAAUGUCGUUACUACGAGAUUCUGUCAAAACGUGUUUGGAUGCUAACGCGAGCUUGCAACAAUCAGUCCACAGAGAAAACCCAAUGAAACGCAAAUGCUGCGUCUGCGACGAAACGCAGGUCGAAGCGGUUUUGUACAUGUGCGGACAUAUGUGCACGUGCUUGAAAUGUGCCAAUGAACUACACUGGAGUGGAGGGAAAUGCCCGAUUUGUCGAGCUCAGAUUAUGGACGUUGUUCGUGUCUUCUUCGAUACAAGAAACUGAAAAAGGGUUUCUAAACGCAUGACGAGUCAACUAAUCCCAUUAGCCCCUCUGUUUUGCUUAUCGCGUUUGCGUUAUUUUGCGUUUUGGGUCUGAAUAUCGUAAUAUUCUCUUAACAUUAGGUUAUGUUACCAACAUUUUAACGAAAGGUUUUGUUUAGUUUUAUAAAGUUUUUGAUG